GGCUCAACUGCAGCACGAGGAGGAAGAAGAGGAAGAAGAAGAAGCUGCAGCGAUUUUUAACGGUUUCGUUCGACUUUUUGUUUGUUACGAAGACUCCGGGUCUGACCUGUAGUGUGAAAGGUAGUCUGUCCCGGUCUGAGGUUGUCAGCCGUGUUUCUGAAGCUCUCCCGGUACUUGGACAGUGUGUUCAGACCUGACCAGAGGAGUGAUGACGGAGUUCCAGGAGAAGCUCCUUCAGCAGCACGAGGAGUCGAUGCACCGCGAGCUGGAGGCGCUGCUCUCGACAGCCAACGAGGCCGAGAUCUCCAGAAAAGACUUCGAUGGCUUCAAGAAGCUGUUCCACAGAUUCCUGCAGGUCAAAGGUCCUUCAGUCGACUGGGCCAAGAUCAACCGGCCGCCGGAGGACUCGAUCCGUCCCUACGAGAAGAUCAAGACGGAGGGUCUUCCCGACAACAUCACCGCCAGCCUCAACAAGCUCGCUGUGGUCAAACUGAACGGCGGUCUGGGAACCAGUAUGGGCUGCAAGGGCCCCAAGAGUCUGAUCAGCGUCCGCAACGAGAACACCUUCCUGGACCUGACCGUCCAGCAGAUCGAGCAUCUGAACAAAACGUUUAACGCCGACGUGCCGCUCGUUCUCAUGAACUCCUUCAACACUGACGAGGACACAAAGAAGAUCCUGCAGAAAUACAAACACCACCGCGUCAACAUCCACACCUUCAACCAGAGCAGGUAUCCGAGGAUCAACAAGGAGUCGCUGCUGCCAAUCGCCAAACACAUGGGGAUGAACGGUGAGAACGGGGAGGCCUGGUACCCGCCGGGUCACGGAGACGUCUACGCCAGCUUCUCCAACUGCGGGCUGCUCGACAAACUCCUCGCCGAGGGGAAGGAGUACAUCUUCGUGUCCAACAUCGACAACCUGGGCGCCACCGUCGACCUCUUCAUCCUCCACCACCUGAUGAGCCAGCCGGCCGACCGGCGCUGCGAGUUCAUCAUGGAGGUCACCGACAAGACCAGGGCGGACGUUAAGGGCGGUACGCUGAUCCAGUACGAGGAUCACCUGAGGCUGCUGGAGAUCGCGCAGGUGCCGAAGGCCCACGUCGACGAGUUCAAGUCCGUCACCAAGUUCAAGAUCUUCAACACCAACAACCUGUGGAUCUCGCUGCCCGCCAUCAAGAGGCUGCAGGAGAAGAACGCCAUGGACCUGGAGAUCAUCGUCAACCCCAAGACGUUGGACGGCGGUUUGAACGUCAUCCAGCUGGAGACGGCCGUGGGCGCCGCCAUCAAGAGCUUCAACAACGCCAUGGGUGUGAACGUCCCCCGCAGCCGCUUCCUGCCCGUGAAGACGUCGUCCGACCUGCUGCUGGUGAUGUCCAACCUGUACAGCAUGGACGCCGGCUCGCUCACCAUGAGCAAGAAGAGAGAGUUCCCCACCACGCCGCACGUCAAGCUGGGCAGCUCCUUCACCAAGGUUCAGGAGUUUCUGUCCAGGUUUGAGAGCAUCCCGGACAUGUUGGAGCUCGACCACCUCACCGUGUCGGGAGACGUCACCUUCGGAAAAAACGUCUCUGUGAAGGGAACCGUCAUCAUCAUCGCCAACCACGGAGACCGGAUCGACAUUCCGGCCGGAGCGAUGCUGGAGAACAAGAUCGUCUCUGGAAACCUGCGGAUCCUCGACCACUGAGACAGAACAAGCCACUCGCACCUUGAAGACACUUGAGAUUCUUUUCUCUGAUGAACUCGGCUUCUUUUAUCGACCACCUCCUCGUGUUCGUGAUGCACGAGGACUUGAGGAAACCCGUCGCUGAUGAGCCUGAGCCUGAGCCUGCUGCGCUCGUCUGAUGCCCGACUUCAAAUUAGAAGUUUUGGGAUUUUUAACUGCUCAGUUUCAUUUAUCCUUCUAGAUGGUUGAACAUGUUUGGUUUCCAAAAUAAAAGUCUCUAGAAAUGA
Anarrhichthys ocellatus (wolf-eel) is the source of this 1947-nucleotide messenger RNA. Its product is annotated as UTP--glucose-1-phosphate uridylyltransferase-like. The record is from RefSeq and is a predicted model, not a curated record. Gene Ontology annotation, biological process: UDP-alpha-D-glucose metabolic process. The transcript is spliced from 10 exons. NCBI's taxonomy places the organism in Eukaryota, Metazoa, Chordata, Actinopteri, Perciformes, Anarhichadidae. Gene Ontology annotation, molecular function: UTP:glucose-1-phosphate uridylyltransferase activity. Bases 209 to 1681 code for a protein of 490 amino acids.